AUGAGCAACACUCGAAGGGUCUGGUGGGAGCAAUGGACAGACACCACCCGUAUCAAACCUUUGUCCAUCCUGAAGGCACCUCAUGACUCCUACACACGGCCAGAGGAGCAAGUACUCAUCAAUCGUUGGGAUAUCAAUAGUAACAGUGAUGCCUGGGACAUGCAAGUGUUCAUGCGCAUCUGUAUCAAACGGCUGCUUCAACACCCAGCCUUCCAGCUGCUGCUGGCCCUGCUGUUGGUGGUCAAUGCCAUCUCCAUCGCUAUCCGCACCAACGCCGACCAAGAACAGAAACACUAUGAAUUGUUCUCUAUCAUGGAUAAUAUUGUGUUGACCAUACUUAUCUGUGAAGUUCUCCUUGGCUGGUUCAGUGGCUUCUGGAUUUUCUGGAAGGAUGCCUGGAACGUCCUCAACUUCCUUAUCACCUUUAUCUUGCUCCUGGGGUUCUUCCUUGAAGGACUAAAUGCCAAGUCUAUCACCUAUACACUCAGGGCGCUUCGUCUGGUGCAUGUGUGCAUGGCGGUGGAGCCCCUGGCUCAGAUCAUCAAUGUCAUUGUGCAGUCAAUACCUGGCAUGGUCAAUAUCAUGAUCCUCCUCCUCUUCUUCAUGCUGGUGUUCUCUGUGUUUGGGGUCACACUCUUUGGUGCAUUCGUGCCCCAACAUUUCCAGAACAUAAAGGUUGCCUUGUACUCCCUCUUCAUCUGCAUCACCCAGGACGGUUGGGUGGACAUCUACAGUGACUUUAAGUUGAAGCAUAGGGAAUAUGCAGUGGAGAUUGGGGGUGCCAUCUACUUUAUCAUCUUCAUCACCCUUGGUGCCUUCAUUGGCAUCAACCUGUUGGUCGUCGUGGUGACUACCAACCUGGAGCUAAUGGUGAAGAGAGGAGACCAAGGGAAGUCGUAUAAAAUAACCUUUAGUGAGGAGCAGGACAUGACUACGGAUCUGCCACUGGUGCACUGUGUAGCAGCCCGCUUGGAGAAGUCUGGCCUCCCCCAGGAGCCGCUUGUGGGGGGUCCCCUGUCAAACCUCUCAGAGACCACGUGUGACAACUUCUGUUUGGUUUUGGAGGCGAUACAGGAGAACUUGAAGGAGUACAAGGAGAUCCGAGAUGAGCUCAACACCAUUGUGGAAGAGGUACGCUCCAUACGCUUCAAUCAGGAGCAAGAGCAGGAGACCAUGCUCAAGUACCAGACGAGCCAGCCUAUUAUGGAGAGCACGACCUCUGUGGAAGUCCGCCAACACCAGCAAGAUUUGCUUUCGGCGCUCAUAAACAAGGAAAAGGUUCAGGGAUCCAGUACAACGAUACUGUAUAGUAAACGCAAGUCCAGUCACUGA
Messenger RNA from Chrysochloris asiatica (Cape golden mole), 1332 nucleotides. It is a transcript of the gene CATSPER4, whose product is annotated as cation channel, sperm associated 4. Gene Ontology annotation, biological process: flagellated sperm motility; sperm capacitation; sodium ion transport. Gene Ontology annotation, cellular component: acrosomal vesicle; CatSper complex; membrane. The coding region runs from base 1 to 1332 and encodes 443 amino acids. The record is from RefSeq and is a predicted model, not a curated record. Gene Ontology annotation, molecular function: voltage-gated calcium channel activity; calcium-activated cation channel activity. The transcript is spliced from 11 exons. Lineage: Eukaryota; Metazoa; Chordata; Mammalia; Afrosoricida; Chrysochloridae.